Molecule: messenger RNA, 2742 nt
Organism: Lodderomyces parapsilosis
Lineage: Eukaryota; Fungi; Ascomycota; Pichiomycetes; Serinales; Debaryomycetaceae
Exons: 1
Coding region: 1-2742 (913 amino acids)
Biological process (GO): rRNA processing
Cellular component (GO): nucleolus; small-subunit processome
Source: RefSeq, a predicted model, not a curated record
AUGGCAAAGAAAAGCAAGGGAAUGAAAAAGAGUGGUAAAACCAGAAGCUCAAGGAAGAUUAUCGACGCCUACCAAAUCGCCGAGAGACAAGAAAGAAAGAAUCACCCAGGCGACUUUGAUGAUGAUGAAUCAGACAAUGAUGUUCCAUUUGAAGAAGGUGUAUUAGAUGCAAGAAAGUUUUUAAACGAUGGACAACAAGAUGAAGAUUUACUUGAUGAAGAGAUUGAUUCCGAUGAAGCGUUGGCAAGUGAUGACGAUUAUGAUGUAUUGAAUAGUAAGUUUUCGCAAACGAUAAGAGACAAGGCUAAGAAACGAAAACUAGGACAAGACAGUGACAGUGAGAGCGGCAUAGACGUUGAUGAUGAUGAAAAUGCAUAUGAUAGUAUUGAUGAGGGACAGUUGGUAACCUUAUCUGAAGCUUGGGAUAUGGAUGAUCGUGAUCGUGAUCUAGCACAAGUUAAAGGAGGCAAUAAAGAGUCCAAUGAAUUAGUGCUUAAUGAUGAAUGGGAAUCUGAGAGCUCCUCCAGUGGAGAUGAAGAAAGUGAUGACGAUGAUGACGAUGAAGAAGAUCCGAACGGAGUGGAGGAAGAUUGGGGUGAUACCACCAAAGCAUCCACAUCUGACCUGGAGUCUGAAUCAGAAGAGGACGAAUCAGACGAUGAAGAUGUCUUUGCACAUGCGUCAGACGAUGAAAAUAAUGAAGUUGAUCUUGUCAAGACCACAGGAUUGUUGAAGAAGGAACUAGAGUUGUCGAAACCUAAAGAGCGUAAAAAGUUUGUUGCUGAAACUCGAAAUGAGAAUGAGUUCAGUGUACCUUCCAAUGGUCAAAAAUUGUCAUUGUCAGACAUGAUGAAAGAUGUCAGUGGUGUUGACAAUAUCCUCAUUGACCAAGAUGCGAAAGCAGUUGCUACACCAUUACCCAAACGUAUCCAGCAAAGAAACGAUCGUGGCGCUGCUUAUGACUUAGCCAAAAAGGAAGUGAGUAAAUGGAGUGACACGGUUCAGCAAAACAGACAAGCUGAAGUAUUGAAAUUUCCCAUGCAACAACCGGAUCAAAUCAACGAUUCAGCAUUGACAUUCCGAGCAGAUAAUCAUACCCCAACAACCAACCUCGAAAAGAAGGUUAAUGAUUUACUCACGCAGUCUGCACUAGUGGACGAUAAAAAGGAAGCUACAUUUGAAGAAAUAGCCAUGGCUAAAAUGUCACCUGAGGAGUUGCGCAAACGUACUCAUGAAUUAAGACUCAUGAGGGAGUUGAUGUUUAGAGAUGAACGUAGAGCCAAAAGAUUGAAAAAGAUUAAAUCAAAGCAGUACCACAAGAUCAAAAAGAGAGAAAGAUUGAGAAAUCAAGCAUUGGGUGAUGAGGCAGAAGAUGUUGAUGAAGAAGAAGACCACGAUAUGGAGAGAGCUAAAGAAAGAAUGAGUUUGAAACACAAGACUCAACUGAAAUGGGCACAAUCAAUGAUCAAAAGUGGAUUAUCAAAAGAUGCAUCAAAUAGAGAAGAAUUGGAAGAGAUGUUGAGGCAGGGUGAGCGAUUAAGGGAGAAGCAAUUAGGAAAAAGAGGAGGGAACGACGAUGAUGAUGAAGGAAUUUAUAGUGACGACAAUUUGGAUCGACUUGAGCGCGAAUAUGCUAAAGAUGAUGAAAUUGUGGAUCGAAGCAAAAUUGGCAAGGGGGUCAUGGCCAUGGAUUUUAUGAAGAAUGCUGAAAAGAGGAAAAAAGAAGAGAAUCUUAAACAGAUCGAGCAAUUGAGACGAUUGGAAAAUGGGGAAGACACCGGUAUUGAUUUAUUUGAGGAAGAUAAUGGGCUGGUUAAUAUCAAGAAAAAUACCGGUAGACGGGUGUAUAAUGCGGCUGCUAUCGAUGAUAUGGACUUGAAUGAGGAAAUCAAAAAUCAAGUUGAGGAUGAUAAUGCCAAGUCGCUUAAUGCCAAAGUCAAUAAAGUACAGGUUUUUGAACAAGCUCCUGAAGAUGAUGGAUGUGAUAAAGUAAUAGUUGAAAAAAUUCAAGUUGAUGAAUCCAAUCCUUGGCUCGCUUCGUCUACAUCCACUUCUAAUAACGAACCACGACAGAAAUCAACUAAAAUCACCACUAUGAUUGAUGAAAAUUCAUCCAAGCUUGCUAAAGCAGCCGCCAAAAUAGCCAAACGUAAGCAAAAGAGCCACAAUGACACUGAGUCUCUCAUUGAUAUCAACAAUACCCUAGCUAUUUCCGAUGUCCAUAAAGAUGAACAUGAUCCGGAUGAAGGAGAAGAUAUUGAUACCGAUUCAGUACCAGCAAUGUUCAAACAAAAGGAAUUAAUCAAAGAAGCAUUUAUUGGUGAUGAUGUAAUUAGCGAAUUCCAGCUGGAGAAGAAACGUAUGAUUGAAGAUGAAGAUGACAAAGAAGAAGAUGUAACCUUGCCAGGAUGGGGUGAUUGGGCUGGGGGGUCUUCAAAAGGGAACAGAAAUAAGAAGCGUAAAUUCAUACGCAAGAUUGAUGGAGUUGCCCAACGCGAUAAACGUAAAGACAAGAAUCUAUCCAAUGUCAUUAUAAAUGAAAAAUUAAACAAAAAGAUUCUAAAAUAUCAAUCACUGGAUGUUCCAUAUCCUUUUGAAACUAGAGAACAAUAUGAACGUUCGUUGCGUAUGCCAGUGGGACAAGAAUGGACUAGUCGAGAAACGCAUCAGAAAUUGACAAUGCCUAGAGUCAUUACCAAACAAGGUGUUGUCAUUGAUCCAUUAAAAGCUCCAUUCAAGUAG